AUGUCUUCCCAACCCAACCCGCUCCGCAACAUCCAGACGUCAACCGUCUUCCUCAAUACAACCCUCGCUGGCCUGAACUUGGGCCUCUCCUUCUUUGUCGUACCCCGCCUCCUUGAAUCGCCCACUCCCCUCAUGCUACGACAGUGGUCCAACAUGUUCAAGCGGACCAGUCGGGUCUUCCCGCUACCGACCCUCUUCUGCGCAUUGAGCUACUGGUACAUGGCCUAUGCCGUGCGCCACCUCCCCAGCAAGUCGAAGCUACUGGCCGCUGCCGGUGCUCUUUGCUUUUCGAUGGUCCCUUGGACCGGCUUAUUCAUGGUCAGCAUCAACAAGAAGCUAUUCGAGAAAGCCGAGGAAGCCAAGGACGUGGGCAUCAUGGCCAUUGGGCUGUCUCAGGAAGAGGAGGAGGGGGCCAAAUCUCUCGUGGAUCAAUGGGGCUUGUAUAAUCUGGGAAGAGGCGUUGCCAUCGGCCUUGGUGGUGCUGUUGGUCUUUACAGCAUCGUUUCUUGA
Molecule: messenger RNA, 510 nt
Organism: Colletotrichum abscissum
Lineage: Eukaryota; Fungi; Ascomycota; Sordariomycetes; Glomerellales; Glomerellaceae
Exons: 1
Coding region: 1-510 (169 amino acids)
Source: RefSeq, a predicted model, not a curated record